CUAGUUUAGCCAUAGAGGACUGUGAGGAUGCUGAACUGGCGUAUACCAUGAGAGAUCUUCCUCCUAAAGCCGGUCACACUUUCCCUGGACAUGAGAUGCCCAAGAUGGACAGGGUGCCAGAGGGCAGCACCCACCCUGACACCCCAGGGAUGCCCAUGUUCACACGCCCCAUGAAUAAAAGUUUCCUGGGCUCAGAGCCAGAGUUACCCCGCCGCGGCCAGCUCAAUUCAAUGAGUUCCCUGGAGUCUCCCCUCAGCCCCUCUCGACCAAAAAGUCCAUGGGGCAGAUUUGACCCCUACGACUCUGCUGAGGAUCAAGAUAAGGAGUAUGUUGGCUUUGCGACACUGCCUAACCAAGUGCACAGGAAAUCUGUGAAAAAGGGGUUUGCCUUUACUCUUAUGGUGGCAGGGGAGUCAGGUUUGGGGAAAUCUACACUUGUCAACAGUCUCUUCCUCACAGACCUUUAUAAAGACAGGAAGAUGCUGAAUGCUGAGGAGCGUAUCACACAGACAGUAGAGAUCACAAAACACACUGUGGCUAUAGAGGAGAAAGGAGUCAAGCUGAGACUCACCAUCGUGGAUACACCAGGCUUCGGUGAUGCUGUCAACAACACUGAGAGCUGGAGGGCAGUAUUGGACUACAUUGACCAGCAGUUUGAGCAGUACUUUCGUGAUGAAAGUGGACUCAACCGUAAGAACAUUCAGGACAACCGUGUGCACUGCUGCCUCUACUUUAUUUCACCAUUUGGCCAUGGUCUCAGGCCAAUGGAUGUGGAGUUCAUGAAGGUAUUACAUGAGAAGGUCAACAUAGUACCUGUGCUGGCCAAAGCAGACAGUCUCACUCCAGUGGAAGUCAGACAGAUGAAAAUGAAGGGUCCGCACAUGAGAGCUGCCAUGUUUGAAUCACAUCACCAGCCAAAUACUACUCACUUAAUCUCAAUCCGUGAGGAGAUCGAGAAGUUUGAUAUCAACAUCUACCAGUUCCCUGAGUGUGAUUCAGAUGAGGAUGAGGAGUCCAAACUUCAGCACCAGGAACUAAAGGACAGUAUUCCUUUUGCAGUGAUUGGCAGUAACAUCCAGGUUGAAAGCAAAGGCAGACGGUUUAGAGCUCGCCAGUAUCCAUGGGGUGUGGUGGAAGUGGAGAACCCCGAACAUUCAGACUUCCUAAAGCUGAGGAACAUGUUGGUGCGCACGCACAUGCAAGACUUGAAAGACAUAACACGGGAAAUCCAUUACGAGAACUACCGCGCUCAGUGCAUCCAGAAUAUGACGCGUAUGGUGGUCAGGGAGAGGAAACGCAGUCUAUGUAACCAGCUGAGACAGAGCACCUCAGAUCUGCCUGUGCCUCUGAUGCCUGUGGACAAUGAAACUGAGCACCUUAUUUGGGAGAAAGAUGAGGAGUUGCGGCGAAUGCAGGAGGUUCUACAGAGGAUCCAAGAACAGAUGCGUCACGGACAUUAAGUGUUACAGUUCUAAAACAAACGUAUCUAUUAAUUAAAAUAUGGUUCAGAUGGAAAUAUGUGUAGAAAUGUAUAAGGUUUAAGGUGCAAGAAAUAAUAUAUUUACUGUUAACUUAUUUUGCUGAAAUAUGUGUAUGUGUUAAAGGGAUAGUUCACUCAAAAAUGAAAAUUCUCUC
This is a messenger RNA of Myxocyprinus asiaticus (Chinese sucker), 1635 nucleotides long. RefSeq names its product septin 4a (gene septin4a). Gene Ontology annotation, molecular function: molecular adaptor activity; GTP binding; GTPase activity. The coding region runs from base 48 to 1460 and encodes 470 amino acids. NCBI's taxonomy places the organism in Eukaryota, Metazoa, Chordata, Actinopteri, Cypriniformes, Catostomidae. Gene Ontology annotation, cellular component: cell division site; synaptic vesicle; microtubule cytoskeleton. The record is from RefSeq and is a predicted model, not a curated record. Gene Ontology annotation, biological process: cytoskeleton-dependent cytokinesis; regulation of exocytosis. The transcript has 12 exons.